Asparagus officinalis (garden asparagus) is the source of this 1664-nucleotide messenger RNA. Its product is annotated as pathogenesis-related genes transcriptional activator PTI6-like. The coding region runs from base 328 to 1203 and encodes 291 amino acids. The record is from RefSeq and is a predicted model, not a curated record. Gene Ontology annotation, molecular function: DNA binding; DNA-binding transcription factor activity. NCBI's taxonomy places the organism in Eukaryota, Viridiplantae, Streptophyta, Magnoliopsida, Asparagales, Asparagaceae. Gene Ontology annotation, biological process: regulation of DNA-templated transcription. The transcript is spliced from 3 exons.
UAAAUUCUCACCGUCAGUUUCGUUUUCUCAUGCCCCACCCUCUCCAGUUUAGAGAGGAGAAGAAAUUUAAGAGGUUUAUUGAUUGGAUUCUGAUCCCUUAUAAUAUUGUACAUUUUCCCUCCAUUUUUGGAGUGUUAAGAGAAAGUUGCGCAAGGGUUUUAUGUCUUCUGCUGCGGAAAGCAAAUUUGAGUUCUCAUCCCUCACUUCAACCCCUCUUUGUUGCUCCAUGCAACUGAAAUCCGUAAGAGUCGGCUUUGGAGUCAAGUACUCUGGAUUUCUACACAUAAAGAUUUUUCUCGAGAGGUUCUUUAGCUCGAAAUCAAGGAGAUGCCAAUGCCUUUGCAGAGGAGAAGUUUGAGGAUAAGGGCAAACAAACUGAUCAACUCAUCAGCUCCAGCAAUUUCAAAGGAAUUCAGAGAGAAGCAUGAGAUCAUGGAGAAAUCGACGUUAUUAAUUUGUCCAAGAAAAAUCCGCGUUAUCUAUGAUGAUCCUGACCUGACCGAUUCUUCCUCGGAUGAAGAAGAUGGUCGUCACGCGAGGAGAAAAAGGACGGUCUUGGAGGUCACGAUCCCAAAAAAUGGCCCUUUGGAAAAAGAAAACAAAACUACGGACGCUCCUAAUUAUAAAAGAAAUAACAAUAAUAAUAAAUAUAAAGGAGUAAGACAGCGCGCGUGGGGGAAGUGGGCAGCGGAGAUCCGAGACCCGAUAAGGAAAGAACGGGUCUGGCUCGGUACCUUUUGUACGGCCGAAGAGGCUUCUAACGCUUAUCAGGAGGCGGCGAAGCGGAUCCAGGAGCAAAAGAACGCGACGUCGAAUUUAUCGAAAAAGAACAUUCGCGAGGUGAAAAUAUCGAGCCCGGCGAUUUCUUCGGGAGAGAAUGAACCCGUUCGUAAUUCUCCCUCUUCUGUUUUACACGCGCCCGACCCGAUUACAGAAAAUGCGGUAGGAGUUUGCAACGAGGAUGGGCGAUUAUUUGCGGGAAUGUUGGAGGAGGAGAAAGAUGUGCGAAUACCAACUUUGGAUUUGUAUUUUGGGUUGGAUUUGGAUAUGGGUUUGGGCUCGCACUCGGAGCUGUUUAGGGAAGUGGAGGAUAUGGAAUUCAAUGAUCUCAAAUUGGAGGAUGUUUCGUUUAUGAGUUGUGGAAAUUACAAAGACGAUUUCCCAAGUUUGGAUAGCAUAGAUUGGAGGGAUUUUGAGUUGUAAGAGCAUCUCCAACAGCCUCCCUAUCUCAUGUCCUAGACUAAAUAUAGGGAGUAGGAGGGGAAAAAGUUGCUCCAACAGGCUCGCUAUGUUGGAGACUAAAUAAUAGGGAAUAUGAUUUGGUAUCCCAAAUCAAGGAUAUAACAAAGCGACUCCCUAUAUUUAGUCUUAACAUACGAAACAUUGUUAGAGCAACUUUCCCCCCUCUUACUCCCUAUAUCUAGUCUAGGACAUGAGAUAAGGAGUCAUUUGGGGAGUAUUGUUGGAGCACUUACUCGUUAUUUGGCUCCCUAUUUCUUAGUAUUCUCUUUUUUUUAGUCUAAGAGGGAAAAUAAAAGAGUAUUCUCUUUUUUCUUUCUUGGGCUUUUCUCGGAUUUAUUUAUCAAUUUAACAAAUGUCGAGCAAUUCCUUUACUAAAAUUGAGCAACUUUAUAUGCCAUGUUUAUGUAAUUGCGUCUUUUUAA